Messenger RNA from Heterotrigona itama, 3222 nucleotides. The record is from the annotation of a GenBank genome assembly. Lineage: Eukaryota; Metazoa; Arthropoda; Insecta; Hymenoptera; Apidae.
GGUGACUGUCGUCGUUCUGAUUUGAAGAGAAACAAGUCAUUUUUGUAUUUUAGCACUAAACUUUUCACUUUAAACUGACAAAAAGAAUAGAACAACAUGGGAAAUGCUGAUACAAAAUUAAAUUUUCGAAAAGCAGUUGUACAAUUAACAUCGAAGACGCAGGUGAUUGAUGCUUCAGAUGACAAUUUCUGGGACCAAUUUUGGUCUGAAAACGUGACUAAUGUACAAGAUAUUUUUACUUUAAUCCCUGCACCUGAAAUUCGUAUAUUAAGAGAAGAAGCUCCUUCUAAUUUGGCUACAUUGUGUUAUAAAGCAGUGGAAAAAUUAGUGAAAGCAGUUGAUAAUAGUUGUAGAACACAAAGAGAACAACAAACUGUUUUAAAUUGUUGUCGAUUAUUAACAAGAUUAUUACCAUAUAUUUUUGAGGAUCCUGAUUGGAAGGGAUUCUUUUGGUCUAGUUUACCUGGUAAAGAAGAUGAAGAAAGUAUACCAUUGGCUCAUUCGUUACUCAAUGCACUUUGUGAUAAAGCAGAAGAGUUGCAAUCUAUAGACAGUUGUGAAUAUAUCUGGGAAGCUGGUGUAGGAUUUGCACAUUCACCUCCUAGAUAUCCAAUUUUAGAUUCAAAUAGAACAGAAUUACUAAAGUUGUUACUCACUUGCUUCAGUGAAACCAUGUAUAAUCCUCCUUUAGACUUGUCAGUUACUCCAAACAGAUGGAUUCAGCAUUUAACUAGUUCUGAAAAUAGACACGCUUUACCUAUGUUUACAUCAUUAUUGAAUACAGUAUGUGCAUAUGAUCCUGUUGGACUUGGAGUGCCAUACAAUCAUUUACUAUUUACUGAUUCAUUAGAACCAUUAGUUGAUGUUGCAUUACAAAUUCUCAUAGUAACACUAGAUCACGAUACGAGUGGUGGUACUCCAUUAGAAGAAGGAAGUAUUGGAGAUAAUUUAUUUAUUAAUUAUUUAAGUCGAAUUCAUAGAGAUGAAGAUUUUCAAUUUGUAUUGAAAGGUAUCACGAGAUUAUUAAAUAACCCGUUAAUGCAAACAUACUUACCAAAUUCAACUAAAAAAGUACAUUUCCAUCAAGAAUUAUUGGUAUUUUUUUGGAAAAUGUGUGACUAUAAUAAAAAAUUUUUAUAUUAUGUAUUAAAAAGUUCGGAUGUUCUCGAAGUAUUAGUACCUAUACUGUAUCAUUUGAAUGAUUCACCUCGUGUCGGACUAAUGCAUAUUGGUGUGUUUAUUUUACUAUUAUUGAGUGGAGAACGUAACUUCGGUGUUAGAUUAAAUAAACCAUAUACGGCUACUGUACCGAUGGAUAUUCCUGUUUUUACAGGUACACAUGCAGAUUUAUUGGUCACUGUUUUUCACAAGAUAAUCACAACCGGACACCAAAGAUUACAGCCAUUAUUUGAUUGUUUAUUAACAAUUCUAGUCAAUGUAUCUCCAUAUCUUAAAACUUUAUCAAUGGUGGCUAGUACUAAACUAUUACAUUUACUCGAAGCAUUUAGCACUCCAUGGUUCUUAUUUUCAGCGCCUACCAAUCACCAUUUAGUAUUUUUUCUUUUAGAAAUUUUUAACAAUAUUAUUCAGUAUCAAUUUGAUGGAAACAGUAAUUUGGUUUAUACUAUAAUACGUAAAAGGCAAGUGUUCCACGCGCUAGCAAAUUUACCAAGCGAUUGUAACACAAUUGCGAAGUCUCUCAGUAAAAGACAACGUCGACAUGUACCUGCUAGUACAUCUAAUGAAAAUGUUAAUGAAGCAGCAAUGGAAGGUUCGCAUCCAGCCCAACCUGCUGAACCUGGAACUUUAAAGGCAACUUUAUUAGAAACGCCAGGUAUUGAAAAAAUGACUGAAAAAGAGUCUGCGCAUCCAUUAAGUCCUUCAAUAAAUAUUGACAUAGAAAAAUCUAAUCACCAAAAUAAUGUGAAUGCUACAGAGGAUUUAAUGAAUUCAACUUCUAAGAGCUCUGUUAUUCCAGUAAGAUUAGAGAAUGAUAAAGGAGGUAUUAGAGUGGCAGAACACAUGAAUUCUUCUAACAAUAUAAAUCAGUGGGUUCCUUCUAGUGAAUGGGUAUAUCAAUGGAAAAGUAAACUUCCGCUGCAAACUAUUAUGCGAUUGCUUCAAGUUCUUGUACCUCAAGUUGAAAAAAUAUGCAUUGAUAAGGGUCUUACUGAUGAAAGCGAAAUUUUAAAAUUUUUGCAACAUGGUACAUUAGUUGGCUUAUUACCAGUACCACACCCUAUCCUUAUUAGAAGAUAUCAAGCAAAUGCAGGAACAACAGCUUGGUUUAGAACAUAUAUGUGGGGCGUUAUAUAUUUAAGAAAUGUCGAACCACCAAUUUGGUAUGAUACUGAUGUAAAGUUAUUUGAAAUCCAAAGAGUUUAAAUGCAAUGUGUAUUAUUAAGUGAAUUAUUAUUAGCUUUAGCAGUGAAAUUUCUAUACUAUUCUUACAUGAGAUAUCAUUUCUUAAUAUAAAAAAAAGAAAUCUCAGUGAUCUAUACUUAUCGUAAGUUGCACCAAACGAUAAAGAACUUUACUACUUUAUUAAGUAAUGAAUGGCAUUUUUACAAGUAUAGUCUUUCUUACAAUUCUAUUACACAGAGCUACAGAACUGAUUUUACAAAUAUUUAUUAUGAGAAACUAUGAUAGUAUACUAUAAUUCUCAACUUUCACUAAAAAAUGUGUAAAUACUUGCGACUGUGUAAGUGCCUUCACAGAUGUAAAUGAUAAAUCACUAAAUCAAUUGAUAUCUAUUUAAUUAAUUCCUUAGUAGUUCCUUAUUUUUCUUAAACUAUUUUUCUUUCACCAAUUUGAGUUUUUUUAAAUAAGUAAAUACUAUUCUAUUAUUUAUUUCUCAUUGUAAAACAUAAUAUAAUAUAUUUACUAAGAGUAAAUGAAUUUUAACUCAUGUAAAAUUCUGGUUUUGUAUGUCUGUGUAGUACUAAAUUUUUGAAAGACAACUUGAUAAUUCACGCUUUGUAAUGCAUAAUAUAUCAUUUGAAAUUACGAAUACUCUGAAUACAUUUUUGUUUUGUGAUGGUACAAACUCAAGUAUGUCAUAUUUUAUUCACGUAAAAAAGAACAAAUGAAUUUUUUUAUGCAUUGUAAAUGCAUUAGUAAUUUUAAUUUUUUGGAUUUAUAAAAUUUUCUAGUUUCUUUCUAUUUAUAUUUCACUCGUAUCUUAAACAAAUUAUCUACAAUUUCAAAUUACUAAAAUUCUUU